AUGGCGCAUUCACCCCAAAGCACCCUCACCACUCUCCACAAACUCCAGAAAUCCCACGAACUAAGUAUCAUCAAACUUUCCGAACCAGUUUCCGCCCCUUUAAAAUCUGGAUCUCGUACAUCCAAUGCCUCUGCCGCAGAUACUCUUGAGAGUCCUUCCCCUGCAAGUUUAGAAGCCGAUUUGGCGCAUUACAAGGAACUUUUCUCCAAACUUCGCUUUUCAUAUCUCGAACAAGUCACCAAAGAAAAAUUCAUUCGUGCUAUCGUUGGAGAUCCCCCUUUGGUAGUCGAACAUCAAGAAAAUAUCGAUUUAGAAGCUUCUCUGCUCAUUUCCAAAACCUCUCUCAAAGCCCAAAAAGUCGAAGUCGCAGAACUGGUUGAAGAAUUGGAGAAAAGAGGGAGAGAGUUGUGUAAGAAAUACGAACAUAUCCAACUGCAAACGAGACAAUUGGAGGAAUUACCGAAGAAGAUUGAGGGACUAGAGGAAAGUAUUAGGGUUUUAAAGGAAGAGAAUGGAUCGAGUGGUGAAGGGCCAGGAAAUCCAAAUCUUAAAUUAGGAUUAGAUAAAACGAGGGAAUUGGUAGAGGAAAGAGAAAAGGAAAGGAGAGAAUUGGAUAGACAGUUGGAACAACUGCAAGUACUUGUUCCGAGAAAAACUAAAGAAGCGGAGAGGUUAAAUGCGGAGUUGAUACCGCUAGAAGGAAAGAGGAUGACGAGUGUAGCGGCUGCAAAAGAGGCGAAGAGGAGGAAGGAAGAGGGGGCUGGAGGCGCGGGAGAUGAUUUGGAGGAGAGAGGGAGGUGGUGGAGGGGUGUGGAGGGAGGAUUAAGAGGGAUGUUGGGGGUGGGGGAGGAAGCGUAG
Botrytis sinoallii is the source of this 858-nucleotide messenger RNA. RefSeq lists its product as uncharacterized. Lineage: Eukaryota; Fungi; Ascomycota; Leotiomycetes; Helotiales; Sclerotiniaceae. The coding region runs from base 1 to 858 and encodes 285 amino acids. Gene Ontology annotation, cellular component: kinetochore. The transcript is spliced from 2 exons. Gene Ontology annotation, biological process: protein localization to kinetochore; attachment of mitotic spindle microtubules to kinetochore; kinetochore assembly. The record is from RefSeq and is a predicted model, not a curated record.